AUGGAAUAAUAAUAAAAUGAAAGAGUCAAUAGCAAUUAUUUUUAAUUAAAUUUGAAAAACCUAGUUAAAGUUGAACAAAUUUGUUAAGGAAUGGAUAUUAAUAAAGAAGGUUCUCUUUUAUUAUUAGAUUACCUUUUUGUAAUAGCUGUAUUUGUUUUUAAAAAUGGAUUAAUAAAUAAAUUAUAGUUGCUACUUCAACCUUAAAGUAUAAUUUCGAAUGUACUACUAUUUUUAAACAAAAAAUCUUACUUUAUUUCUACUUCAUUCAAUUCAUUAAUACUUUGGUCAACAAAUCUAAUUGGAAGUUAGAAAUACAUAAAAAAAUUGGAAGGAAGUGAUGAUCAAAUUUUAUCAAUAGCAUUUCAUCCAACCGAUGAAAAUAUUAUUUUUUCUGGCAGUUCCAAUAAAAAAAUUAAUAUAUGGUCUAUCUCAGCAACAAAAAAUCCAUGCUAAUAGACUCUAAAUGUUCCAUUAAGAUAAAUUAUAUAAUUAUAAAUUUUGCAAGAUGGAAAUAAACUUGUUGCUUUAGGGAAUAUAAAAUAAAUGAUAGUGAUGGAAAAUAAAAAUAAUUUAUGGAAGGUAAAAUAGCUCAUUGAACUAAAAUAACAAAUCAAUUAAAUCUAAAUUUUAAGUAAUAAUAUUUUGAUGGUUUCCUAAAAUAAAUCGGGACUAAUCUCUGAUUUUGCAUAAAAUCUAUAGAUAUUCAGCUUUAAAGAUGACACAACUUUAUUUUCAUAUCCAGAAACUCUAUUAAUUAAUGAUUGUGUAUAACUUAUCAAAUAAGUCGAAUUCCAAAAUAAUAAGAAUAAGCAGUUUCUAUUAGUUAUUUGUGCUUCUAAUCUUUAUAUCAUUAAAUUCUAGAAUAUUGAUUAAGGGAAAAUGGUUGUAGAAUAGAUAUUAAAUUAUUAAGAUCUUAUGUCAACUUCAAAUUUAAAUAUUCAAAUUAUGAGUUCAGAUGGCAAAUAUUUAAUCAUAUCUGACAUUUCAUCAUCUUAGAUUCAUAUUUUGGAAUUAAAACAAAACUAUUGA
This is a messenger RNA of Paramecium pentaurelia, 1029 nucleotides long. NCBI's taxonomy places the organism in Eukaryota, Ciliophora, Oligohymenophorea, Peniculida, Parameciidae. The record is from the annotation of a GenBank genome assembly.